Messenger RNA from Salmo salar (Atlantic salmon), 2206 nucleotides. RefSeq names its product vascular cell adhesion protein 1. NCBI's taxonomy places the organism in Eukaryota, Metazoa, Chordata, Actinopteri, Salmoniformes, Salmonidae. Gene Ontology annotation, biological process: cell adhesion. The record is from RefSeq and is a predicted model, not a curated record. Gene Ontology annotation, molecular function: integrin binding.
CAAAGGGCAAGAAGGUAGAGACAACAAUACAUCACGCAAAGCAGCACAUACCACACAUAGUAUCUGAUACUUUAGUGUGAUUGUGUGUAGCCUUCUCCUACUAUUCAACUCAUUAGCAGACAUAGUAUCUGAUACUUUAGUGUGUAUGUACUGUGUGCUGUAAAUGGUGUGUGUACUGCCCACCCUUCUUAAGCCACAUUGUGUUUAGACUAGCACUCUCUCCUCCCUAACUUCCUCUCACAGGUCAUGCGUCCUGAAUGUCACCCUGCGCCCUAAGUAGUGCACCAAAGUAGUGCACUAUAUAGGGAAUAGGGUGCCAUUGGCCAUAGGACUCUGGUUAAAAGUAGUGCACUAUAUAGGGAAUAGGGUGUCAUUUUUGGAACGCGGUCGUAGUCAGAACAGUAGGAACACCCAGGUUGGUCACAGGACAAACCCAAAAGACUAAAGAAAAGGGACAAUGAGCUGGACACACACACAUCGGAGGAGAUCAGCUAUCUUCGUCUCAGUUACUAAGAGAACUCUGAGGGGAGCAUGUGCAGCUACUGAUCUCUCAGUGAAGAAACAGACACAGCAUGCACACACACACUCUCCUCCUCCUCCUCCUCCUCCUUCUGAAGCCAGGCGUGUGUGAGUCCUGUUCCCUGGUGGUCAGUCCUGCAGGGCUGGUGGUGAAGUAUGGAGCCCCUGCUUCGGGCUACUGCACCUCCGAUACGGUCACCUCUAUGGGCUGGGUGACGAGCCAGGGAGAAUCUCAGGUCUUUAGACCUGGGGUGAAAGAGCUGACUUGGAGAGUAGACAGCCUGACUGACUGGAAUAUAAAGCCUCAAUGCUUUGAGAUGUCUGAGGAGGGAGGCCAGUGUGUCAGAGUGUUGAAUGUUACUGUUUACAAGCUUCCAGACAGAGUAUCCAUCAGAUAUUUAAACCACUCUGGUCCCGUGGUUGAGGGGCAUCAGUACUCUCUGCAUUGUGUUGUUCAGAACACCGCUCCUAUUGAGCACCUCAGAGUGACCUUCUUCAAAGUCUCUACCAAUGGUGAACAGACAGUGUUAUACACACAACAACUGAACAAUGACAUUAGGGAACCGGUGAAUGAGAGCUUUUCCCUGCAGUUCUCCCCCACUAGUGUUGAUGACAGGGCCCAGAUGUGUUGUUCAGCCAUGUUGGAUCUGGGACCACAGGGACCCCAACCUCCUCCUGUAAUGGAAUCAGAAUGCCUCAACACCACCGUGCACUUCGCUCCUGAGUUCUCCUGUUCUGCCAAGCUGCAGGUGCGAGCGGGGGAGGGGCUAACUUGUGAUGUCAGAGGCAAUCCCCUCCCAUCGGUCACCUGGCUGAGAGACGGAAAGAUGCUGACCCCGCCCACACACCUGAGCAGAGAGGAUGCUGGGAAUUACACCCUCAUGGCUUUGAACCGUAUCGGAAAAGCCAAUCACACAGUGGAGGUGGAGGUCCUACAUGACCGUGCUGCUAGAGGAGCUUCCUGUCAGGCUGCUGGGAGUGCCACGGUGGCUCUGCUGCUCCACCAGCUCAUUCAUUGGCUAUAUUGAAUGAUUAUUUUAUUGAUCGAAUGGUUGAAUGAUUAAUUGACUAAUCAGGACAUCAAUCUCUGUGCUGGAGCUUUGUAAUUUGACUGUGAUCUGUGAGGGCAGUCUUCAGUAGAUCUGGAAUCAGAUCUGAGUUAGUAGAAAACCCUUUUUGCCUAAAUGUGAAAUUAACUGUUUUGAAAUGUGUUAUUUUGAAGUAGUGCUAUUGAACAGGUCUAUAAUUAAGCAAUAAGGCCAGAGGGGGUGUGGUAUAUGGCCAAUAUACCACGGCUAAGGGCUGUUCUUAUGCACGGCACAACGGUAUAAAUGUUUAUUUCAAACCCUAACCUUAAAUGUUUAUUACUAAUAAACUACAUAAAUGUUUAAGCCUAAUCCUAACCCUAAAUGUUUAUUACUAAUAAACUAUAGAAAUGUUUAGGCCUAAUCCUAACCCAAAAUGUUAAUUACUAAUAAACUAUAUAAAUGUUUAGGCCUAAUCCUAACCCUAAAUGUUUAUUACUAAUAAACUAUAUAAAUGUUUAGGCCUAAUCCUAACCCUAAAUGUUUAUUACUAAUAAACUAUAUAAAUGUUUAGGCCUAAUCCUAACCCAGUCUCUAGCAACAGAUCUGCCAUUAUCCUUAUUGCAAUGUUGUCAAUGUCUUUUGUGACUAAUAAAAGUUGA